CGGCCACCGUACGGGACUAUGCCUGCCUGCGUCGCACAAUGCGCUGAAGAAGUCUGAAUCCACGCUUUGGAUUUGAUCUGGAUUUUUGUCACGUGUUUAUUCAUUAGUGGCAUCAUGUUCUCGUCAACCAAGUCCAAAGAAGUUGCAGAUGAGUACAUCUCAUCUCUGUCUGAUCUUACUAUUAACAGUAAGCCGCUUAUCAACAUGCUCACCAUGCUGGCUGAAGAUAAUAUCGAACAUGCACCAGCGAUAGUGCAAGCUGUUGAGACUCAUCUACAAAAGGUGAGAAGUGACAUCAAGUUACCGGUACUCUAUCUCAUCGACUCGAUUGUCAAGAAUGUGAAUGGAGACUAUUUGAAUCUUUUCACGCAGAACAUAGUAAACACAUUCUGUGGAGUGUUUGAGAAGGUUGAUGAGAACACAAGAGCUAGCAUGUGGAAGUUGCGACAAACGUGGAAUGAUGUAUUUCCACCAAAUAAGUUAUUUUCAUUAGAUGUACGGGUGCAAAGUAUCGAUCCUGCAUGGCCAAUCACUGCCCCACCUACUAGCAUUCCUUCAGGAUCUAUACAUGUCAAUCCAAGAUUUCUUUCAAUGCCUCAACAAGCCGCAACUUCAAUUGUUCCGCCUGUUAAAUUGCCACCAGGAGAACCGGUAACAACAACAGAAGCAGCUAUGAGAGAACAACUGCUGAAGAAGCAGCGAGAAUUGUUAGAAUUACAAAAGAAAAAAAUCGAGUUAGAACUGUUGCAAGCUAAAGCAAGUUUAGAGCAACAGCAAAGACAACUUGACAAACAAGCUGGAAGCUUGAAAACGGAAGUGGUUGUGUCCACUGCACAUGUUGCGCCAACUACGGAGACAACAACGCAAGCAAAACCUAUCACACCUGUAGUGCCAAAUCAAACUUCAAAACAAGUAGCUAAACAAUUUCCAGCAGCGGCAGCGUCACUUUUGAAGAAUGUAGGAGCAAACAAUGGUCCACGAAUUGCACCAGCCAGUAGUAUAGCAGUAGCAUCGGCAAAGCCAGUCUCGCGAGAUCCACGUUUGAAGCCUACUCCUACUGUUCAGGAUGUGAUAGUGCCAACGAUAGAUCCACGACAACGACCGGGUACAAUCAGUCCAAAAGAAGCGCGGAGCGAAAAUCAAGCGCAGCAAGUGGCAAAUACAAUUGUAACUUCAAACCAAUUAAAACAACAACCUUCGAAAUCGGCUGUAACUAUCAACAAGCCUCCGGUCAAUCCCGGCGCCGGACCUGAUAAUAAUACAACGUUAUUAAACGUUAUGAAUAACAAUAAUUCUGAUAAUAAUAGCAAUAAUAAAAAUUUUAAUAGUAAUAUAAAUAAAGAUGCUACCUCGCAUCGAACAAGUCAAAAGAAAGAUCCUAGAUUAAAUAUUAAUAGUAGUGCUAACCUAAACAGUAACAACUCCAAGAACAGCCAGAAUUUACCGGUUUGCAGUAAUAACUCGUCUUCAGUAUUAUCAACAGGGAAUCGAGGAAGUGGAGGUAGUGACACCAACAAGUCAAAAGAUUCGAAGAGCUCGAACUCGCGCGGCUCUUCUUCUUUGGCUGACAAGUCUUCCACUUCCUCCAAAUUUUCGCAUAGGAAAUUAGGCAAUAAGUCGCGAUCUAAACAACCUCAGAUAUGUCCGAGUAAGAUUCCGAAACUCGACAGAGACUCGAGUCCGAUUAGGUCAAAAUCUCGUGAAAAAGACAGCGGAGACAGUUCACCGUCCUCACGUACCUCUCCACAAUCCUUCCAAGCCUCUAAAAACCGUAAGAAGAACACGAAAUCGAGAAAGCGUAGUCCAAGUCCUCCGUAUAGAAUUCCCAGGCGUAACGACGCGAAAUCGAGCUCGAGCUUGAAUAAUUCCGGUGGUGUUACUGAGGAGGAGCAAUCUGGUUCGUUAAUAGUAUCUCCUCCUCAUCCACCUACGUUCAAAGAGAUCAGGCCGAACGCUAGACAGAGAAAUUAUGUAAGACGAAAUAAAGACGACAGUCUUAGUCCGGAACGUUCUCCAGUCAAUGCUGGAAAUACUCAAAUCGCAGCCGAGCCAACAUUGGAAUCUUCUAGCAAAGAUGAAGAUCUCAGGGCACCACUAUCUCUACCUGGAACCACUGUUUCUAUACCGGAAAAGAAAGAAGAUUUAGAUCUACGAGUAUUACCACCUGUUAACACUAACAAAAGACGCAGUGAGGAAUGUGUCGAGGCGAUCCCACCGAAAAAAACUAAGGCUGAAAAGUUUGACGCAUUAUUUGGUAAUGAAGACGUGGAUUUGCGCACUUUGACGCAUCCUAAUGCCGGUAGACCUCCGACACCUCCACCGCCUGUGAUUUCUGGGGAGGAUGGAAAAGAUGGUUGGGCGAAAUUAAAGACGCCCACGAAGAAUGAUAGAGAUAAGCAGGUUAAUAAUACUGACGAUAAGCGCGACCGAGAUCGUAACAGAGAUAGAUUGGGACGUCUCAGACUCUAUAACAAGCUUCCGGACGAUCCUAAAGAGAGAAGAAGAACGUUAUCGAAUGAGGAACAGGACUCCAGACCAGGACGCAGAGGUCGAGAGAAUGAUAAACCUGAGAGAAAUGACGAUAGAAAUAUUGAGAUAAUAAUGAAGCAAGCUGCUGAACAGUUGAAUCAAGGAUCGAUCACGAAAAUACAGUACAAUACCUUGAUACAAGAGGUAUUGCACAUGAGCGAAGAUCGGAAAUUGCGAGCUGCGCAGCGUAAGGAGAAGGAAGCUGGCACAGUAAUAUGGGAAAAGGGUAUUAAUAUGGACAUGUCCGGUCCCGGAGAUCGCGCCGCGACAUUCAGCCCGUCCAAUGAUAAGGAAAUUAUGCGAAACAAGGAUCAUCCAAUGCCACGAAAUCCAAAUGGUCCAAGAUGGCAGAAUCAGCCAUGGCAACAACCUUGGGCGCAUCCACCAGGACCACCAUACGGUGGACCGCAGGGACACUUCAAUUCGGACAUGAGACCUGUCGGUCCUUGGCAGAAUCCGCGACACUUCGGGCCAAUGCGACCGGAUUAUCAGUAUCAUAGCGGUUUUAAUCACAAUAUGGGUCCCAACCCGCGCUUAGGGCCUGGUAUGAUAGGUCCGAUGGGUCCAAAUGGGCCGAUCAUGUCGAAUCUUUUGCCGAAUGGUCCAAUGGGACCAAUGGGACCUAUGCCAAAUCCUCCUAUGCCGAUGGGAUGCCAUCCCGCAAUGAUGAUGAAUAACGGACCAAUGCCCAAUCUUAUGACAAAUAUGCCACCAUUGACGUCUGGUAGAAACGUAUCACCGAACACAUCCGGCAAGUAUGAUCUCGAGGAUAAUGAUCACAGUUACAAUAACGCGUUAAAGAAUCCGGGCUCACAUAGCCGCGAAUUGCCGCCACCGGAUUCAAAACUAUUAGCUGAUAUCGCAAGAGAUACUAUGAAGUCUAUAAAUAUUGACAAUAUACCACGGGAGAUUCGUUAUUAUGGACAAACUGGUGUGGUGUUUAUGAACUGGGAUGAUCCACGGGAGAUCGGCUUCCAGGACGGCAUAAGAAGAAUAUUGAUUGACGAGAAGGACACUAUAACUUGUGCAUUUAAUGAUCAAUAUAAGGAGUUUAUGUACGAAGGAGAAGUACAUAGAAUCAAACUUGGAGCACCUACUCGAGAAUUGUAUGUUGACGAUUGCUGGUAUGAGUGUUACUUUGGUGGUAUGCCAAUAACAAUUGAACUCGGCGGCAAGAAAAUUAGUGUAAAAUUGGAGGGUCCUCCUCCACAAGUAAAAAUUGGCACUGUAAAGCGGACGGAUCUCGUAGUUGCAAAAAUUAAUCUUAUUAUUAACGCGCGAAAUAUGGUGCCGGUAUUUUUAGACGCAAAACCACAGAUAUUCGAAAUUGAAGGAAAGCCUCAUACUCUAGAAUUUACAGAUGCAUUGCAGACAGUUCUGCUAAAUGGACGACCGUUUAAAGUCGAAUUUGGAGGAUUACCUAAACCUAUUAUUGUUAGAGACAAGAAGCAUUUCAUCAGAUUUUCGGUAUUGCCCAGAGGAGUACGUGCUGGUCAUGUUAAAAUUACCGGAAUGAGAGGUGAAGGUCCCAUUGAAUCGCCGCCACCGACGGCGCCUUUGGUGGCACAAAAACCGAAAGUAGAUGCUACUCCUGCGCCAAGUCAGUUACCCGCUGUAGAAAAUGAAUCCACGUCACAAGAUGGUAUAGAUUUUACUUCUACUUCAAAACCAGAUCUACAAUUAGAUAUCUUAUCAUCAGUUUUGCCAUCAGCAAUGGCACCAUCAUCCGGUUUGUCAUAUCAAGCCGAACCUGUAGAAAAUGCAUCAGCACCGACGUUGCCAUUGAAUAUGAGCGAAUUAUUCCAAAGAUUGGUUGAGACUGGUAUUGUUCCAAAUCUUACAGAACAAAAGAAACAGGAGGAAGAAGAAAAGAAAGAAUCUGAGAUUACUCCAGUCACCUUUGAUAAACCGGAAACUCUUAAAAUUAAGCAACCAGCAAUUUCAGCAGCGUUAUACAGUGGUAUGCAAUGUAGUUCUUGCGGUGCUAGAUUUGCGCCCGAGUUAGCUACUCGGUACAGCCACCAUUUGGAUUGGCACUUUAGACAAAACAGACGUGAACGUGACUCUGCGAGAAAAGCGCACUCUCGAGCAUGGUAUUAUGACGUCAGCGAUUGGAUACAGUUUGAGGAGAUCGAAGAUUUGGAGGACAGAGCACAAAGCUGGUUCGAGACUGAGAAACAGACAGCAGAAACAGAAGGUAUGGCUACAGAUGAUUCGCCUCAGGAAACAUUGCAGCCAAGCGUACCAACUGGCAGCGAUGAAGAUUCACGAUGCCAAGUAUGCCAUGACGCAUUUGAGCAAUUCUAUAAUGAGGAAAAGGAGGAAUGGCAUUUGAGACCAGCGGUUAAUUACGAGGAUAAGAAUUACCAUCCCCUCUGUUUAGAGGAUUACAAGACAGCAUUAGAAAAAUCAGCUUUGACGCUUGAAGAGACUAUUUCGGAAAUGGAGGAAAAUAAGGUAGAAUGUUCCGAAGAAACGCCCGGAGAUGAAGUUAAGCAGGAAGAAUCUGACAUAGAAAUGUCGAAAAAAGAGCAACUCGAGUCUAUAGAGAAUUUGAAUCAAGUAGAGGUGAACAUGCAGCAACUUUUAGACUCUAUUGCUGUAUCAGAGAAAAAAGAAGAGUCUGUUGAUACGGAAAAUUCCGAAGUUCUACAGGACGAUACAGAGGAAAAAACAGAAAAUAUAGAAAAGGUCGACGAAGAAAAUACAGAAGCUCUCAUAGAAGGCGCCGAGCAAGACGCGCCUACGAUAAAUAAAGAAGACGAAUCUCCGGGCGAAAGUGUAACAAUACCUUUUGAGAAUAUUAAAAUUAAAGAAGAACCACUAGACGACAUUGAUGAACAAGUCGAUAGCGAAGUGUUUGACUUCGCCAACGUGGAAAUCAAAGAGGAACCUAUGGAGGCUGAACCAGAUCCUGAACAAAUUGUAAAUGAGUCGGGCACGGUCGAUACAACAUAUGCCGCAGUGAAAAGUUCCAUCGACGGAAAUGUGGAAUUAGAUUCGACACCGCCAGCUAUUCCCGCGGCUCCAUCGCGAAUUAAGAUUAACAUUACUAAGCCAUUGAACAUCAACAAAGAACCAGAGGAAAAUAAAGAAAAGGAGAAAGUAGCGGUUGAAACUUCAGCAGAGGAAAAUGCAGAACAACCGUUAGUGGCAGCUUCUAUCAAGCCAAGUCUACAGGGUAGAAAACUAUCGAAUUUACCUCCUGUGGAAAAGGGACAAGAAUUAUCGGGACUUUGUUCUAUUAUGUAAAUAUCCAGUGUACAAAGUUAGAAAUUAUUCACCUUGCGAUGUAAAUGUAUAAAAUACUAGAUUUAUAUUUAGAUAUAGAACGCGAUCUAUUUCUAGCUUAUAUUUACAUCUUAGGUCUGUUUUUGUUUGUGCACUGUCUGAACUAAUGCACAUGGUGCAAUAAGUUAAAAUAAAACAAAU
This is a messenger RNA of Cyphomyrmex costatus, 5961 nucleotides long. It is a transcript of the gene Pcf11, whose product is annotated as Pcf11 cleavage and polyadenylation factor subunit. Gene Ontology annotation, cellular component: cytoplasm; mRNA cleavage factor complex. Gene Ontology annotation, molecular function: RNA polymerase II complex binding; mRNA binding. The record is from RefSeq and is a predicted model, not a curated record. The transcript has 16 exons. Bases 115 to 5781 code for a protein of 1888 amino acids. NCBI's taxonomy places the organism in Eukaryota, Metazoa, Arthropoda, Insecta, Hymenoptera, Formicidae. Gene Ontology annotation, biological process: termination of RNA polymerase II transcription; mRNA 3'-end processing.